AUGGACAGUUACUUUAAAGCUGCGGUCUGUGACUUGGACAAACUACUUGAUGAAUUUGAACAGAAUACAGAUGAAUAUGACUGCUACAGAACACCUCAAAAUCCAUAUGACUCAAAACAUCAUUCGCUUUCUUCAGUUCUGGAUUGCUUACAACAUGUAUGCCCAACACCAGAACUGCAAGAGGAUGCUGACAAUUGUACUUCAUCAGAAGAAAUCUCUCUAGCUAGCCACAUUGGAACAAGUGAAGCGCUUCUGAGUUAUUCACCACAAAAUGAGAAGAGCAUUGCCGGACCUGAUCUUUUGUCCACUGUGGACAGUGGUUCCUUAAAUGAAAUUCAGGCUUCAACCCUGGGAAGGUGUAGUAUACCUGUGUGUGAUCUUGUUAGUGACACAGGUAACUUAAUCCAUUCAGUGGCUGCUCACGAAGAUACUCAAAAGUUGCAGCCAGAUGACUUCCAGUACAGUGAAGGUUUGGUUGGCUUUGGCAUAUCUUGCAUACCUGUUCCUACUUGUGUGUCAUCAGCUGGUUGCAGUGGUGUUUCAAGUACAGAGCAGAGUGAUGGGGACUCAAUGCUACAAGAAUCAGGACAUCUUAAAACAGAGGAGAUUAAUCACUUAGCUUUAAAAUCUGACAGUUAUGCUACAACAAAGAUCUCAGAUCCAUGUGAUGAUCAACACAGGACAGAAUCUGUAAAGUGCAGUGAAAUAUUUGAUCAGCCUGAACAAACUGCUCGCCUCAAUACUGCACAUGUCCCUGUAACAUCAGAGAAUUCAAAUGCAUACAAUCCCAAAGAUGAGAAAGCAUAUGAAAAAUUGCCUUGUGAACCACAAGAUGAAAGUGCAGUAAGCAGAGAGAUGUAUGGAAGAAGUGCCAUAGAAAUGGUAGACUCAAAAGAUGACAGUAAUGUUGAAUCCAUGCCUUCAGAUCUGCCAAAGAGGCCUCAGUUGCACAAAAGCCAUGCAACAUUACCUGCAAAUUGUGUUUUACCAGGCUCUUCAUAUGAAACAGGAGCUGAAGUAGAAUUGGAAAAGAAAAUCACAGAAGAGAAUGUACGUGGUGAAGAAUUUAAUACCAAUGAAAUUCUAAACAGUGUUUCAACUUCAUCUAUUUCAGUUGAGGAUGUCCAGACCUCGCUGUCAUGUCUUCCACUUCCUGUAUCUAUAUGUGGUUCACUAGUUGCAACAGAAGAAAAAGUUAAUCCUCUACCUCAGAAUGAAGUGGAGGAGGUUAUUGGUGAUAUUUUAACUGUUCAUUUUGGAAAGUCUAAAACUGAUCUCUCCAGCAGGGAAUCCUGCAAAAACACUGACUUGCAUGAACAGGAAGGAUAUGUAGCUAAAAUCAACGAAAGUGUUGUGGAAAAAAGGACAGAUGGAGAGAAGUAUGAUACUGAGAAUGUAGUUGAUGACAGUGAUUCUCAGCAAAUCAAAGCUUUUGCUUCUGCUUUUCUAGAAUACGAUGCUGAGCCAUAUGGUAUUGGUAUAGACUCUUACUAUAAUGAAAGUAUGAGCCCAGGUAUGGCUGACUUUACUGUUGAGGAGAAUGUUAUUAAAAGUGAUACUCUAAUAAGCGAUGCUGAGCUUGAUGAUUUCUUGUAUGGACAAGGUCUUCAGUCCAAUGUGUUGAAGUCUUCAGACAAUGAUAGUAACUUAAUGGAAGCUGAUGCAGAUGAAGGGAAUUUAACAAAUGUGAACAACCUGGAUUUCACAGAGGUCACUGAAGAACACGUGCAAGCAAAACUGGAGGAGAUAACGAGUAGUAAUAGUAAUCUUAAAGUAUCUUUUACUGCCAAUGAAUCCGAGUUUGCAGCAGAAGAGAGUAUGUCUUGUAUUCAGGACAUGACUGAGAGUGGUAGUGAAGCACUAGUUUCUAAUGUUCAUACCGAAGGUGCAAGACCAAAGCAGUUGCUUGGCCUUUCCCAAGGAGCUGUUGGUCAGAGACAACUGAAUAGAACCGAUGUACUUGAGAGAGAAAACCAGGAAGCUGGUUGUGUUACCCCAGAAGCUCCUCUCUCAGGCACCAGCGUAAAUGUUGGUAAAAACUCUGACCCUGCACACUCUGGGGAAAGCAGCUCUGAAGCUGGAGGAAGUCAAACAUCUGAAAAUGUAGACUCACUUAAAAUACCUGCAGCUCUCUCACGGAAACAGCCAUUGUGGGUUCCUGAUUCAGAGGCACCCAACUGCAUGAAUUGCCAAAUCAAGUUCACUUUUACAAAAAGACGACACCACUGUCGUGCAUGUGGAAAGGUUUUUUGUGGUGGCUGUUGCAAACGGAAAUGUAAACUACAGUACAUGGAGAAGGAAGCAAGAGUCUGUACUGGCUGUUAUGAUGAUAUUAAUAAAGCACAGGCAUUUGAAAGGAUGAUGAGCCCAACUGGUCCUGUCCCCAAUUCCAGUAUCUCAUCUGAAUAUUCUUCUCCUGUUCCACCUUUGGAGGAAGCCCAGAUAUCUGGUAGUGCUAGCUCUCCUUCACCUUCUGCAUUGUUACCUAUCUCGGUACUUAAACAACCUGGUAUUGAAGGGCUGUGCCCCAAAGAGCAGAGGAGAGUUUGGUUUGCAGAUGGUAUUUUGCCAAAUGGUGAAGUGGCAGAUACAACAAAACUUUCAUCUGGAGCGAAGAGGUCGUCACAGGACUUCAGUCCAGUAAACCCUGACUUGCCAGAGAUGCAUAUGGCUGCAAACCCAGAGGAAGAUGACAUAUUAGCUGACGUAAAUCCAAAACCUAAGGAAGAAAUUGAUAUUAUUACAAGAACAGAGGAAUUAUGUCCUUCUGUUUCUUCAGAUGAUGCGCAGCAGGCCGUUCCAGGCCAGAGUGAGGUGGUACAUAGUUACAAAUCUGUAACUCCAGAAACUAAAGAGUGUUCUCCUACUGCAGAAGCUGAGAAGACUAGUUCCAGUUCAGUUGAUCAGACUACACAUGAUAUGCCUGUUAGUCCUUCAAGUUACAGAGCACUAUGUGGUGUUGAAAACUGUGUUCGUAAAGAGAUCAGCCUUGUUCCUGAUGGUGAUAAACUGCCACCACUUUUGCUUGCAGUGGGUGAAAAAGGAAAAGAUCCUCUAGUGGAAGAACAUCCAUCUCAGCAACAGGUCACCUUGCUUCUUGUGGAAGGAGGUCCUAAUCCAUUAACUUUUAUCCUAAAUGCAAACUUGCUUGUGAAUGUCAAGCUAAUAACUUAUUCUUCGGAAAAGUGCUGGUACUUCUCAACAAAUGGACUACAUGGUUUGGGUCAGGCAGAAAUUGUCAUUCUGUUGCAGUGUUUGCCAGAUGAAGAGAUUUUUCCUAGUGAAAUAUUCAAAUUAUUUAUUGACAUCUAUAAGGAUGCAAUGAAAGGAAGGUUAAUAAGAAACAUGGAAAACAUUACUUUUACUGAAAACUUUCUCAGUAACAAAGAACAUGGAGGAUUCCUGUUUGUUUCACCAACUUUUCAGAACCUUGAUGAUCAAAUUCUACCAGAUAACCCUUUUCUUUGUGGCAUUCUGAUCCAUAAGCUGGAAAUACCCUGGGCAAAAGUUUUUCCAAUCCGUUUAAUGUUGAGAUUGGGAGCAGAAUAUGGGGCAUACCCAACUCCUGUAGUAAGUUUCAGGCACCGGAAGCCACUCUUUGGAGAAAUUGGACACACAAUUAUGAAUCUGCUUGUUGAUCUUAGAAAUUAUCAGUAUACUUUGCAUACCAUAGACGACCUGUUUGUUCAUGUGGAAAUGGGUAGAAGCUGUAUUAAAAUACCCCUAAGGAAGUAUAAUGAGGUAAUGAAGGUGGUAAAUUCUUCUAAUGAACAUGUAAUUAGUAUUGGAGCAAGUUUUAAUACUGAAGCAGAUUCUCACUUAGUGUGCGUGCAGAAUAAGCAUGGCCUCUAUCACACACAAGCAAUCAGCGCUACUGGACAUCCUAGGAAAGUUACAGGUGCAAGCUUUGUGGUGUUUAAUGGAGCCUUAAAAACAUCUUCAGGAUUUUUAGCUAAAUCCAGUAUAGUUGAAGAUGGACUAAUGGUACAAAUAACGCCAGAAACGAUGGAAAGCCUCCGUCAGGCGUUAAGAGACAAGAAGGACUUUAAAAUAACUUGUGGCAAAACGGAUACAGGAGACAUAAAAGAAUAUGUAGAUAUUUGCUGGGUAGAAAAUGAAGAAAAAACAUACAAAGGAAUUUUAAGCCCAGUGGAUGGAAAAUCAAUGGAAGGAACUCAGAGUGAAAAAGUACCACAAGGCAGAGACUUUGAAAGAGAGGGAAAAGUUAUGAAGUGUACCAAGGUAUACUAUUUCCUAAAGGACCAUGAACUAUCCAGUCCUGUUCCUCACCAGUUUGCUAAAGAGAUUGCUAUUGCCUGCAGUAUUGCUCUUUGCCCACACCUUAAAACCUUGAAAAAUAAUGGGAUGAAUAAGAUAGGCCUAAGAAUUUCUAUUGACUCAGAUAUGGUUGAGUACUUAGCUGGAUCUGGAGGUCACCUUCUUCCACAGAACUAUCUGAAUGAAUUGGACAGUGCUCUCAUUCCUGUGAUUCAUGGUGGGAUGUCAGAUCCUACAAGUCUACCAUUGAAAAUGGAAUUAAUAUUUUCCAUUAUAGAACAUCUGUUUUGA
Messenger RNA from Nipponia nippon (crested ibis), 4569 nucleotides. Lineage: Eukaryota; Metazoa; Chordata; Aves; Pelecaniformes; Threskiornithidae. The record is from RefSeq and is a predicted model, not a curated record.